AUGGGAUCAACUUGCAUUAAAAUCCCUAUUAAUACUAAUGACAUAAACUUAAAUGAAGAAAUCAUUCAAGAAUUCAACUAAAGUAAGUAUCCAAUAAAAGAAACAAUAAAAAUGGAAGUUGAAUCAGUAUAUUCAGAUGAUGAAAUUUAAGUUACAAGUCAUUCAUUUGAAGAGAUUUAAGAGAAUUUUAGAGAAUCUAAUAACUCUAUGAUAAAAAAAGUGGAUUAAAGUGUUAAAAUUAAAAGCAUUCUGAAAACAAUGAAUAAUUCUCAACUUGUAAAAACCUAAAAAAUUCGUAAAUCAGUUUCAUUUUGUUUAAUUGCUCCAAAUCAAUAUUAGGAAAUGAUUAAUUGCAAAGCAAAUCUGAGCUCAGCUUAACAGGAGUUCUUAGAAUCUCUAUGUUAAUCAAUAUGA
This is a messenger RNA of Paramecium pentaurelia, 414 nucleotides long. NCBI's taxonomy places the organism in Eukaryota, Ciliophora, Oligohymenophorea, Peniculida, Parameciidae. The record is from the annotation of a GenBank genome assembly.